UGCCAUCUUCGGGCUGGAGCAUGUUUCGUCAAGCGGACCAACAUGAUGUGGUCAUGCAUGGUAACCUUGGCAAUCACACGAAGGAGCGCCGCCUGAUGCAUGUAAUAAGGGGCGCCGCAUCGUCCUGACUCCUGAAAGAAGUUCAUGCAUGUACGUAGUCACAAACGAACCUUGGGUCAUUUAAAUUGCACUGGUCCUCGUCGAAUCCGUCCCUGUUGCUGCUUCCCCUGAGCUUAAGAAAGCUGACUGAGAACAUAUCGAGGGCCUGAAGUCAACAUGGGCCAAGGGGCACAAGCUGAGUCAACUGGUACGUGGUAUGCCAGCUACAACGACUCACUGCGAGGCGCGCUCCUCGGGCAAACCUGGACCGGGCUGGCUGUGAACGCCAUUUGCCUUGCCGUCGUACUUGUAUCUGUUCAGUGGGCCUGCGAAAUCAUUUUCACGCGGCUAUGGCGAUUACCUGGCCCUCCCAUUGCCGGUUUGACCAACUGGUACCGCUUCUAUCUGGUCCGCACAGGUGAUUACCAGCAUCACCUGAAAGCGCUUCACGACAAACAUGGGCCUGUCGUCCGCCUCGGGCCCAACGUUGUCGACUUGGAUUAUCCCGAGCUUGUCAAGACCAUGUACGGCACUGACAACAAGUAUCUGAAAACUGACUUCUACCAUAACAACUCGACCAAGAUUGGUUGGAACAUCAUUCCAAACAUGUUCUCCCAGACCGAUCCUGAGGCGCACGCCAGGAUGAGGAAGCCCGUGGCCAAGCACUACUCCUCCAGCGCAGUGCUAACAGUUGAGCCUCUGGUCGACAAGGUCAUCGACCAAUUGCUAGAGCAUCUGGAUGAACGUUUCGUCAAGACCGCCAAGCCAUGCGAUCUGGGUGAAUGGAUCGCGUUCUGCACCUGGGACAUGGUAGGCGCAGCAUCGUUCAGCGAGGACUUUGGCUACAUGGCUCAAGGCAAGGACCAUGACGGGACCAUCUCCACUGCGGACAAGGCGCUUGAUUACUUCGCUGCCAUCGGCCAGAUGCCUUUCCUGGACUAUCUCCUGGACAAGAACCCAAUCAAGCGCAUAGGCCCCCCGCACCUGGGAAAUGCAACGAGGGUAGCAAUCGAGCACAUCGCUACACGCGCCCGAGGAAACGACCCCAACUUUGACCCGAAAACACCGGACUAUCUGCAGCGCUUCAUGGAGGCAAAGGAGACGCAUCCAGAUAUCGUCGAUGAUGGAAUGAUCAUGAAUUAUGUAUUUAUUAAUCUGCUUGCCGGAUCCGAUACCACCGCCUUGACGAUCCGGGCGGUUAUGUACUACGUGUUGAAGAAUCCGGAUGUCUACCGCAAGCUGAAGAGCGACCUCGGUGAACUUGAAUUGGGGCGCAUAGCGCAGUACUCCGAAGCCAAGGCCCUGCCAUACCUCGACGCUUGCGUUCGUGAGGCCAUCCGCGUCCAUCCAGGGGUAUCGAUGAUGCUGGAACGGUACGCACCCGCAGAGGGUCUUACACUUCCUGACGGACGCUAUAUCCCCCCCUUCACCAAGGUCGGCAUGAACCCUUUCAUCAUCAACCGGAACCCGCGCAUCUGGGGCGAUGACCCCAACACUUUCCGUCCGGAGCGCUGGUUGCAGCAGGAGGAUGAGUCGAGCUCGGCGUUCGCGGAGCGCAUCAAGCUUUUCAAUGCGACCGAUUUCUCGUUUGGUGCGGGCUCAAGGAUGUGUCUGGGUCGGCAUUUGGCGCUUCUUCAGACUUAUAAGAUUGUCGCGGCCUUGGUGGGACGGUAUGACAUUAGGCUGACGAACCCGGACCGAGACUGGGAAGUGACUUGUAGUUGGUUUCCCAGGCAGAAAGGACUUGUUUGCGAUUUGAGAUAGAAAGGGGUUGGCACAAUCUACCCAAGCUCCGUCGUGCGGCAAUUCUCCGUCUAGCCCAAUGCCAGUGUGCGAUGUAAGGCGAUACAUGCUCCGCUCGAAGUCGUUACCUAGAUGCGAGUCAUGGCCUCCCAGUCAAGGAGCGC
This is a messenger RNA of Emericellopsis atlantica, 2006 nucleotides long. Its product is annotated as cytochrome P450. The transcript has 3 exons. The record is from RefSeq and is a predicted model, not a curated record. Bases 277 to 1863 code for a protein of 528 amino acids. NCBI's taxonomy places the organism in Eukaryota, Fungi, Ascomycota, Sordariomycetes, Hypocreales, Bionectriaceae. Gene Ontology annotation, molecular function: iron ion binding; monooxygenase activity; heme binding.